AUGUCGGACAGCAGUGAUAUUUCCCUCUCUACGUCUACAUCUGACAUAUGUCAGCUGCGAAAGCACUCGUUCUUUCUUUCUGUAUUUGUUCAAUCUUUCAUUCAAAUAUACCCUUCAUUUCAAUUAUAUCUUACCACUUACCUUCUUAAAUGUUUUUUUCCGUUUAUCUUUUUAAUAAUUGUCUUUUUUUUCCCAUUUCCACGUAUCCGUCAUAUUCUUUCUUUCUUUCUUUCUUUCAUUCUAUCUUUGUUUCUUUCGUUCUUUUUUAUUUUGUCACAAAUCAAAUAUGUUAAUUCAUUUCUCUUUGAACAAUUUAUCCAUUCCUCCUUCUAUUAUUGCCAUUCGUUCUUAUUUCCAAGCAUAUGUUAUUUAUUUAUUUAUUUAUUUAUUUAUUUUCUUUUUUUAUUUUUUUUCUUUUCAUCUUUUCUUUCUUUUUCUUUUUUCUCUUUCUUUUCUUUCUUUUCUUUCUUUUCUUUCUUUCUUUCUUUUUCUUUCUUUCUUUUCUUUUCUUCUCUUUCUUUCUUUUCUUUCUUUUUCUUUUUUUCUUUUCUUCUUUCUUUUCUUUUCUUUCUUUCUUUCUUUUCUUUUUUUCUUUUCUUUUCUUUCUUUUUCUUCCUUUUCUUUCUUUUGUUUCUUUCUUUGUUUUUUCUUUCUUUCUAUCUUUUCUUUCUUUCUUUGUUUUCUUUCUUCUUUCUUUCUUCGUUCAUUCCUAUUCAUUUAACUCCUAUUUUUAUUAUAUCUUACCAACUUUCUCCUGAAUGUCUUCGCCAUUUGUCUUUUUUUAUUGAUCUUCUUUUGUUUUUUCAUUUCCACGCAUCUUUCAAAUUCUUUUUCUUUCUUUCUUUCUUUCUUUUUCUUUUUCUUUCUUUCUUUCAUUCUAUCUUUUGUUUUUUCGUUCUUUUUAUUUUGUCACAAAUCAAAUAUGUUAAUUCAUUUCUCUUUGAACAAUUUAUCCAUUCCUCCUUCUAUUAUUGCCAUUCGUUCUUAUUUCCAAGCAUAUGUUAUUUAUUUAUUUAUUUAUUUAUUUUCUUUCUUUCUUUUUUUCUUUCUAUCUUUUCUUUCUUUGUUUCUUUCUUUUCUUUCUUUCUUUCUUUUCUUUCUAUCUUUCUUUCUAUCUUUUCUUUCUUUCUUUCGUUCUAUCUUUUCUUUCUUUCUUUCUUUUCUUUCUAUCUUUCUUUAUAUCUUUUCUUUCUUUCUUUCUUUCUUUCUUUCUUUCUUUCUUUCUUUCUACCUUUUCUUUCUUUUGUUUCUUUCUUUGUUUCUUUCUUUCUUUCUAUCUUUUCUUUUUUUCUUGUUUUUGUUUUUUCUUUCUUUCUUUCUUCGUUCAUUCUAUUCAUUUAA
Messenger RNA from Acanthosepion pharaonis, 1341 nucleotides. NCBI's taxonomy places the organism in Eukaryota, Metazoa, Mollusca, Cephalopoda, Sepiida, Sepiidae. The record is from the annotation of a GenBank genome assembly.